AUGCCACAUACCGUUGAUAUGACCAAGUUUUUGUCCAACUCCUCCUUUCUUCCCUCUCGCAUUUUUUGCCUCAAUACAUCUCCUCUCUCAGACUCUUCUGCGGACAGAAGCCCCAGCCCCAAAGGUGCGUCGUCGAGUGGAGCAAGCGGGUCUCCGAUCAAAAUGGGCUACCUCGCUGCGUCCACAGAGACUGGAUGGCCGGACCCACGCAUUCUGCACCAAAGUCACUCAGAGGCUGGCCUCCAUGGCUCGUUUCUUCAGCACCAAUACACUCAAACGAGGGAUCCCGUUGGCGGGCCUCGAACUCAGGCCCUGUCUUCUGCGCUAUACCCGCAAGCACUCUUUCUUGCCUACAACCAAUGA
Molecule: messenger RNA, 363 nt
Organism: Protopolystoma xenopodis
Lineage: Eukaryota; Metazoa; Platyhelminthes; Monogenea; Polystomatidea; Polystomatidae
Source: the annotation of a GenBank genome assembly